Sclerotinia borealis F-4128 is the source of this 2331-nucleotide messenger RNA. The record is from the annotation of a GenBank genome assembly. Lineage: Eukaryota; Fungi; Ascomycota; Leotiomycetes; Helotiales; Sclerotiniaceae.
AUGGCACAGACUGCUCCCACUACAUAUUUCACCCCACAAGCAGCAGAUACAUCUCCAACCCCAACGCAACCAAUAAUAAAGCGCAUCAAAUGCAAUGUAUCCGAGUGCGGAAAGCUAUUCAGUCGCAAGGAGCAUCUUACUCGACAUAUGAAGUCACAUGAUACUAGGCUUCAACAUGAAUGUUCUGUGUGUGGACGACGAUACGCACGAAGUGACGUAUUGAAGCGGCAUCUAGACCAUCAUACUCAAAGCUUCAACACCAAACGUACAACGGUUGCGUGCACAUCAUGUCAUGAACGAAAACUCAAGUGUGAUGAUACUUCACCUUGUCGAUCAUGCCUUCGCACGUCAACCGAAUGCAGCCGGCUGACUGAGGAUUGGAGUAACCGUACCAAACUUGGUAGUGGAAAUUCGAAUGAGGCUAUCAUCAGGACCGGCCCGGCCAAUAUUGAUAAUUCCUUGCGAAGUUUUGAUGAUUCACAACCUUGGUUUCAAUCGGAAAAUCUAACCUUACCCUUACCUCCAUAUUCUGAUGCGACUCUUAACUUCUUAUUUCCAGCUGAAGCUAAUGCGGUAUUACCCUGGGGUCAACCCCCAGACGAAGUGGGGAGUCUUACAGAUAUAUUUCCCAUGCCUCUAUCUAAUGAUACACCGUUUUCCCUGCAUGUGAUUGAUGAUCCUUUCAAGCCUUGGAUGAACGUAACGCGUUACGAUGGUGAAUCUAGCGAUAGAACAAUGUCAACAUUGGCAUCACAAUCACCCCUAUCAUCAUGGUCUUGCGAGCAAGAUCAUUUGUCAGAAUUACGCAGGACAUUGAGUCAAGAUCCGGCCCUCUUGAAACAACUUCUCGAAGCGUAUUUUACCAAAAUUCAUCCCUCCUGGCCGAUUUUGCAUGCUCCGACGUUUAACCCUCAAACUGCUUCUCCCAUCUUACUAGGUUCUAUGCUGAUGCUUGCAAAUUGGCUAGAGGGUGAUGCAAAUCAUGAAAAGCUUGCUUCAAUGGUAUUUGAGGCAAUUUCAGUGGCUCGAUUGGAAUCCAGUCUUUCAUUCGACAAGGAGAUUGAUCAAUCAUCGCUUCAGAAUCUCCAGGGUCUUUUGUUAUGUGUUGUAUACAGUAUUUCCCUUUUGACUACCAAAGGAAUGUCAUCGAGAGCCGUCCAUCUCAAUGGUGCUCUCGUCUCCACCUGUCGUCACGCGGGCAUCUUCAAUGGUCAAAAUAAAUAUUAUGAGCUCGGAGAUUGCCCAUUCGAUCUUUGGCUGGUCCAAGAACAACUUCAUAGGCUUGCAUUUGCCACUCUGAGAGUAGAUGCCUAUCUGAGCGUACUCAUGGAUUAUCCUCCAUCUGUUCGAUAUCAGGAGAUCAGCAUUCCCCUCCCAAAGUCCACGAAGCUGUGGACUGCUGCAACUGAGGAAGAAAGGCGAAGACUUCAAUGGAAUGAACCUGCAGGUCGCGAGAAGGCCCUAUUUUGUUUCCUCAUGCGAGAUAUCAUUGAUGCUAGCGAUGCAUAUUCAGUCUCUUACCAUCUCACCGAUAACGACUAUCAUCUCGGACUUUGUUCUCUGCAGAUUGGGACGUGGGAAGCAGCUCGCGAUGCCUUUUGCUGUUGUGAUUCAGAUGAGCUGAUAAUUGACACAAAGCGAAGCGAUCCAGUGCAUCGAUGGAGUGCUCAACUCGAUCAUUGGCGCACAAGCAUGGAGGAACAUGCCCAAUCACGCUCAGACAAUCACUCUACCGAAAUCAGUGGGGAUCACAUAUCUCCACAAUUGAAUCUCAUGCUAUGGCAUAUAUCAGCCCUCACAGUUCGUGCGCCCCUAAAGCUGUUACAGCGACAAGGGUGCUGCUUCAAAUGUCGUCCUGGAGCCGGCUUGACUACACAAAGAACGAAAGCGCGUGUCAGCAGCUGGAUGUCUUCACCACACCCCCGCACCGCUAUCUGGAACGCUGCUCAGAUAUGUCGGCUAGCAGAAGAAAACUUCUCGAAUCGUGCAUCUGAUACUGACCCUUUACUCAACCCGCUUGCAAUCCCAGGGAUCUUGAAAAGUGCCAUUGCUCUUUGUUCCUAUGCAUAUCAUAUUCGUGCUUGUCCUGAUUGUACUGGUGUCCCGGAAAAUUCAAUCAAUCUUUUCAAUACACGUCACGAAGAUGAAAAGCUGAAAAUUUGGGAAGAGCAAGGGAUUGGAAUGACAGUCUGGGGUGUGGAAGCAAUUCCAGUAUGUCAUUGUGCGUUUAAGGCGUUGGAGAUGUGGUUUCAGGAGAGGUUAGCGAGAGAUUCAGGUGCUGAGGCACAAUUCGUAUCGUUCCUCACUGGCUACACUGAUACUCGAGUAUGA